GGUGUUUGCCCAGAACCAAUCUACAUCACAAAAACGCUAAGCGAACUUGUGAAAACAAACUAUCCGAUCCAGUCUGGCAAUUACAAAAAAUAUAAUUCCAUAAAUCUACCUUAUUCCAUUACCUGAGAAUCAAAAACUUGGGGAAGGAAAUGGCACAAGCAAUGGCUUCAAUGGCUGGCCUACGUGGCAAUUCUCAAGCUGUCCUUGAAGGCAGCCUCCAACUCAGUGGCUCAACUCGGUUGAACGUUGCUAGAAACAUACGGACAGUUAUGGUCAAGCCAAAUUUCACUGUUGUUUCCCAGCAGCAAGCAGAACCUGAAACUAGCCGCCGAGCUGCGCUGGGUCUUGUUGCUGCUGGUUUGGCUUCUGGGUCUUUUGUUCAAGCUGUGCUUGCUGAUGCUAUCCCCAUCAAGGUUGGCCCACCUCCCCCUCCCUCCGGUGGACUGCCUGGAACCCUAAACUCCGAUGAGGCAAGAGAUCUGGAUUUGCCAUUGAAGGAUAGGUUUUUCCUGCAACCACGAACACCAGCUGAGGCAGCUGCAAGGGCCAAGGAAUCAGCUAAGGAAAUCGUGGGAGUGAAGCAAUACAUAGACAAGAAGGCUUGGCCUUAUGUCAUAAAUGAUCUUCGCCUCAGGGCGGAGUAUCUUCGUUAUGACCUGAAGACCGUUAUCGCUGGGAAACCUAAAGAGGAGAAAAAAUCCCUCCAAGAACUCUCUGGAAAGCUCUUUGCAAAUAUUAGUGAGCUGGACCAUGCAGCCAAAAUUAAGAACAGCUCAGAAGCAGAGAAAUAUUAUGCCGAGACUGUAUCUACUCUGAAUGAUGUUAUUGCUAAGAUUGGUUAAGAGAUUUCUGUAUGUACUGUGAUGUAAGCUUUGUUAAUCACUUGUUUUGGAUGCUGUUUGGUUGGAAGGAGUAAAGUGGAUGAGAAAAAUAACUCUCCUAUAUUUUUUUUUUC
Molecule: messenger RNA, 955 nt
Organism: Jatropha curcas
Lineage: Eukaryota; Viridiplantae; Streptophyta; Magnoliopsida; Malpighiales; Euphorbiaceae
Product: oxygen-evolving enhancer protein 3, chloroplastic
Biological process (GO): photosynthetic electron transport chain; photosynthesis
Cellular component (GO): extrinsic component of membrane; chloroplast; photosystem II
Molecular function (GO): calcium ion binding
Source: RefSeq, a predicted model, not a curated record